Molecule: messenger RNA, 2133 nt
Organism: Ciona intestinalis (vase tunicate)
Lineage: Eukaryota; Metazoa; Chordata; Ascidiacea; Phlebobranchia; Cionidae
Source: RefSeq, a predicted model, not a curated record
GUACCCGGUGGCUGCAUCAUGCACGGAGACAUUGAGUUGCGAUGUCCCGCUUCAAUCAUGAAGAAUGUUGAUGCUGUUAUUAUUGGUCUAGGUACGAAUGAUGUUCUAGGAUUCUCGAGGUGGGAAGUGAACGAGAAGCCACAGUACGUCGUGGAUUCGAUCCUACGUCGGGCAAAAUGUAUUAUUGGUGCAGCACGAGAACUGUAUCCUCAUGCGACGGUGUAUUUCAAUUCUAUUUUGGCGCAAAACUCUCCAUCGGGAAGAAUCGUGCCGCUGCUUAAUGUCACACUUAAGCCCGCGGUUAUUUCUGCUGGAGCCAGGUUUAUCAACAUUGCCAUGAACCGUACCAGUAAGCUUUGGUAUGACUCCAUCCAUUUAUCGGAUGAGGGAUUGUCACAUAUGCUAAAGCAGAUAGAGGGACAGCUGCUAAAUGAUCAAAAAGUGCAGGUUAGAAUCAAGAGCGAGUUCGAAUCAAACGGUAAAUAUAUAUAUAUUUUUUUAUUGAAAAAACUAUAUUUGCUAUGUCUUACAAUAUAUUCUUUAGCAGCGCGGCAAACCGAGAAGACUUCGCAGACCGCGACUGUUCGAACGUAUGCUUCUGUUGUAAAAACUAGUCUAGCCAGCAGAGCUGGGACGAGCGAAGUGCGACCAAUUAAGGCGGGGACGAGCGAAGUACGAUCUACUAGGGCGGGGACGAGCGAAGUACGAUCUACUAGGGCGGGGACGAGCGAAGUACGAUCAAUUAAGGCGGGGACGAGCGAAGUACGAUCAAUUAAGGCGGGGACGAGCGAAGUACGAUCAAUUAGGGCGGGGACGAGCGAAGUACGAUCAAUUAAGGCGGGGACGAGCGAAGUACGAUCAAUUAAGGCGGGGACGAGCGAAGUACGAUCUACUAGGGCGGGGACGAGCGAAGUACGAUCUACUAGGGCGGGGACGAGCGAAGUACGAUCAAUUAAGGCGGGGACGAGCGAAGUACGAUCAAUUAAGGCGGGGACGAGCGGGGUGGAAAGUAGUUUGUUUGGUGGUUUGUGUGGGGGAGCUGGAAAGGCGAAAAAACUCCCGUACGAUUUGGAUAAUGUGAUUAACGCCUUUAAAUCAAUGGGGAAGUUUGACUCCUCUUGUACAUCAUCUUGGCAGGAACUUCUUUCGACAUUGUGGUAUAGAAAACCGUCCAAAACUGAAUUUAGAAACGAAUUGCGUAGGCUUAAGUAUUUUUGCAAAACGCAUAAUGUCGAGUUGCGUUCUUUUUUUCAACAGGACAACACCCAGGAAAUGUCCACCAGCAACGAUGUGGUGUCGGAUAGUAGUAAUACGUCCGACCAACAAGACGAAUACGAAGCAGCUCCGUCACCAGUGCAAGACGAUUACGAAGCAGCUCCGUCACCAGUGCAAGACGAAUACGAAGCAGCUCCGUCACCAGUGCAAGACGAAUACGAAGCAGCUCCGUCGCCAAUAUCAGAUGUUUCAUCUCUAAAAUCACAGGUAAUAUCGGACCAGGUAACGUGUAGUGGAGACGAGGACGAAGUUUGUAUGGAAUCAGGUGACUUUUGGACUUGUGGUGAUUUAGUUGAUACCGCUGUUUUUACUUUAUCUUCAGUUGAAUGGGAGAAUGUCCGAAGUUCAGUAAGUAAUUUUCGUAUUCGAUAUUCUGACUGGACCGAUUUAUUUAGACGCGGCUUGGCGGAGAGCAAUCCGUUUUGUGUCUUUACUUUCAAAAAUCAACACUGGAACAAAACGUGCACGCUGAAAGGUGUGUUUCACUGCACAAGUUUGUAUGAUGAGGUCGCCAAGGAAUUUUAUGUAACUUAUGAGGGUACGGUUAAACAUGACACAAACGAACUUCAUGGUACUAGGUUAAAGGGGGAUCGUCGAAAGAAUAUGCAAGAAAAACUGGUUAAUGUAAAUCCGAGAACUGUUUACAUCGAUAAUAUUAAAGCUUUAUCUCGUGACGUGUAUGAUUCGGGAAACCGUACCGACGCCCCAGGAAAAUGUGUUCUUAAAAGAGCUCGGUACCAAGCCAGAAAAAUAGACGUCCCGUCUGACAAUGAAAACACUUCUUACCAUCAUCCGUAACUAUAUAGUAGGAUGGGGGAAGAUGGGACACCUUCAGCACAUAAUAUUCAAAUAGUCUGA